AUGUCCGCCUCGGCUGUCUUCAUCCUCGACGUCAAGGGCAAGCCCCUGAUCAGCCGAAACUACAAGGGCGAUGUGGCCAUGAGCGAGAUAGAGCACUUUAUGCCUCUGCUCAUGCAGCGGGAGGAAGAGGGCGCUCUGGCCCCGCUGCUGAGCCACGGCCGGGUCCACUUCCUGUGGAUCAAACACAGCAACCUCUACUUGGUGGCCACCACGCUGAAGAACGCCAAUGCCUCGCUUGUGUACUCCUUCCUCUACAAGACAGUGGAGGUAUUCUCCGAAUACUUCAAGGAGCUGGAGGAGGAGAGCAUCAGGGACAACUUUGUCAUUGUCUACGAGCUGCUGGAUGAGCUCAUGGACUUUGGCUUCCCCCAGACCACCGACAGCAAGAUUCUGCAGGAGUACAUCACACAGCAGGGCAACAAGCUGGAGACAGGCAAGUCACGGGUGCCGCCCACUGUCACCAAUGCCGUGUCCUGGCGCUCCGAGGGCAUCAAGUACAAGAAGAAUGAGGUCUUCAUUGACGUCAUAGAGUCUGUCAACCUGCUGGUCAAUGCCAACGGCAGUGUCCUGCUGAGUGAGAUCGUGGGCACCAUCAAGCUGAAGGUGUUUCUGUCGGGAAUGCCAGAGCUGCGACUCGGCCUCAACGAUCGCGUGCUCUUUGAGCUCACUGGCCGAAACAAGAACAAGUCUGUGGAACUGGAGGAUGUGAAGUUUCACCAGUGUGUGCGACUCUCCCGUUUUGACAAUGACCGCACCAUUUCCUUUAUCCCACCUGACGGUGACUUCGAGCUCAUGUCCUACCGCCUCAGCACCCAGGUCAAGCCGCUGAUCUGGAUUGAGUCUGUCAUUGAGAAGUUCUCCCACAGCCGGGUCGAGAUCAUGGUCAAGGCCAAGGGACAGUUUAAGAAGCAGUCGGUGGCCAACGGUGUGGAGAUAUCUGUGCCGGUGCCGAGUGAUGCCGACUCCCCGCGCUUCAAGACCAGCGUGGGCAGUGCCAAGUAUGUGCCCGAGAAGAACAUCGUGAUUUGGAGUAUUAAGUCUUUCCCGGGGGGCAAGGAGUACCUGAUGCGUGCCCACUUUGGCCUCCCCAGUGUGGAGAAGGAGGAGGAGGAGGGCCGGCCCCCCAUUGGGGUCAAGUUUGAGAUCCCCUAUUUCACCGUCUCCGGGAUUCAGGUCCGAUACAUGAAGAUCAUCGAGAAAAGCGGUUACCAGGCUCUGCCCUGGGUCCGCUACAUCACCCAGAGCGGUGAUUAUCAACUUCGUACCAGCUAG
This is a messenger RNA of Pipistrellus nathusii (Nathusius's pipistrelle), 1272 nucleotides long. The record is from the annotation of a GenBank genome assembly. Lineage: Eukaryota; Metazoa; Chordata; Mammalia; Chiroptera; Vespertilionidae.